Molecule: messenger RNA, 240 nt
Organism: Puccinia graminis f. sp. tritici CRL 75-36-700-3
Lineage: Eukaryota; Fungi; Basidiomycota; Pucciniomycetes; Pucciniales; Pucciniaceae
Exons: 1
Coding region: 1-240 (79 amino acids)
Source: RefSeq, a predicted model, not a curated record
AUGGCACAUCACCGGAAGUCCGCCGUGGUCAAGGAAGCCAACCGGUUACGGCUAACUCAGGUUCCACAACCGACUAUCCACACCCUUUUUCACAACUUGAGACUUCCGGUCUCAGGUACCACGUACAUCUGCACACGACGUGCUCGGCCGGUGGAGGCGGACCGACCGAUCGCUAGGCUAUUCGCUGGCGACAUGUUGAUUAUCGGUUGUCUCUGGGGACGAAAUAAGGUUUCAAGUUGA